Molecule: messenger RNA, 2914 nt
Organism: Triticum urartu
Lineage: Eukaryota; Viridiplantae; Streptophyta; Magnoliopsida; Poales; Poaceae
Source: RefSeq, a predicted model, not a curated record
CCACUCCACUCCACUCCACUCCCGAGAGAGGAAAUUCCCUCACCCUCUUCCUACUCUACUCACCCACACCACCGCCCACCCCACUCUUCUUCCGGUCUUCCUCGCUGUCUUCUUCCCCAGCCCUCCAGUUCGAAAAUUCCCACCCUCGCGCCCAAACUCCAAACCCUAGCCGGUCCGGUCCGGCCCAGCCCCCCCUCCGCCCCGCCGGCCCCGCGCGCGGAACAUGCGGGAUCUGGGCCCAUGGCGACCGGCCCCGAUCUGACCUCCUCCUCCGCCGCCGACGCCGCCGCCUCGUCGGCGGCCAAGAAGGACCGCCACAUCGUCAGUUGGAGCGCCCAGGAGGAUGACGUGCUUCGCGCUCAGAUUGCGCACCAUGGAACUGACAAUUGGACAGUCAUAGCCACACAAUUCAAGGAUAAGACUGCCAGGCAGUGCAGGAGGAGAUGGUACAAUUAUUUGAAUACAGAGUGCAAGAAAGGCGGGUGGUCUCGUGAAGAGGAUAUGCUUUUAUGUGAGGCUCAAAAGCUUCUUGGUAACAAAUGGACCGAAAUAGCAAAGGUUGUCUCAGGCAGAACUGAUAAUGCAGUGAAGAAUCGAUUUUCUACGUUAUGCAAAAGGCGGGCCAAGGAUGAUGAACUAUUCGAGGAAAAUGGCACAGUAUGCUCCAAUGCAAGUGCAAAGAGGGUACUGACACAGUCUGGUGGCGUCACAUGUGCUGCACCUGGCUCCUCACCACCUAUUAAGAACAUGAGCUCUUGCAAACCUGAUUUCAAGGAGAACAUAGCACCAAAUAUGAAGUCAUUUGCACAGCAAAAGAGCAUACAACAGGAUUCUCGGCAACCCCUUGCUAGCAUUUGUCCAGACAAUCAGAGUGUGAAUAUUGUAAAAACCCAGAGUCUUGUCACUAAAACCUCAACAAAGCAAUUACAUGGCGAAGAACAGAGCUGUGUGAAGCAUGAGGGUAAUUUUUUGAAAAGGAAUGAUCCAAAACUUGCUACUUUACUUCAGCAAGCUGACUUGCUUUCUUCCCUAGCAACAAAAGUAAAUACUGAAAAUACAAGCCAAAGCAUGGAUGAAGCCUGGCAGAAACUACAGCAUCAUUUGGUUAAGAAAGAUGAUAAUGACAUGUCAGAGAGCAGUAUGUCUGGAACAGCUUCACUCCUAGACGAUCUCGACGAUUUAAUUGUUGAUCCCUAUGAGAAUGAAGAAGAAGAUGAACAGAAGUCCAGAGAGCAGAACGGAGCAACAUCACAAAUGGCUCCUGAUCAAAUAAUGGAUAAUUGCCCAGUAGAUCAAAUCGCAGAAGAAAGUAGCCUUUGUGGAAACACACUAUCUAGUACUAUGGAACCUUGCCCAGUUGCAGAAAUUCUAGCUCAUAUAAACUUGGGUGAGGCUGCGGAAGAUAUGGGGCUUCAUUUCAUGGAAUACAGUUCUCCUACUCGUGCAGCUCAAGCUCAGCAAGCUAAAGCAGAUGCAGAAAUACCAGCGUCUGUAGACUUGAGUGAGUCUGCCGAAGGUAGCUGGUCUCAGUUUUUGGAAUACACAUCUCCCGCUCAUACAGUUUUGCAUGCUAACAGUUCUCCUGCUCAUACAGUUCAAGCUGAGCAGGCUAAAGCAGAUGCAGAAAUACCAGUGUCCGUAGACUUGAGUGAGGCUGCCGAAGGUAGCUGGUCUCAGUUUAUGGAAUACACGUCUCCUGCUCAUACAGUUUUGCAUGCUGAAGGAGAUGCAGAAACACCAGCAUCUGUAAAGUUGAGGGAGGCUGCUGAAGGUAGCCUGCCUCAGUGUAUGGAACAUAUGUCUCCUGCUCAUACACUUCUGCGAGCUAAAAGAGAUUCUGAAAUACCAGCAUCCGCAAACUCGAAUGAGGCUGCAGAAGGUAGCUGGUCUCAAUUUAUGGAAUACAUGUCUCCUGCUCAUAUAGUUUUACAUGCUAAAGCAGAUGCAGAAACACCAGCAUCCGUAAAUUUGGGUGAGGCUGCCGAAGGUAGCCUGCCUCAAUGUAUGGAACCCAUGUCUCCUGCUCAUACACUUCUGCGAGCUAAAACAGGUUAUGAAAUACCAGCAUCAGCAAACUUGAGUGAGGCUGCCAAAUAUGACAGUCUUCAGUGUACAGAAUGCACCUCUCCUGCUCGUGCAGAUUUGCAAGCUAAAGCAGAUGCAGAAAUAUCGGAGAAUUUCAGUGAGGUUGCCCAACAUAGCAGGCUUCAAUGUGCUAAAUUUACUUCCCUUGCUCACACUGCUAGCAAAGGUAAAGCAGUUGCGAAGAAAGGAACUUCAGAGAACUGCAGCGACGUUCCCGAAGAUAGCAGCACCCAGCCAUGCAUGGAAUUCACCUCUCCUGCUCACACAGUUCCAACUUUCCAUCCAUUCACAGAUAACGUGCCAACUCCAAAAAUUACUGCCAGUGAGAGAAAUUUUUUGCUGUCUGUGCUUGAGUUGGCCUCACCUGGAUCGAAGCCAGAAACUUCUCAGCAGCCUUCUUGCAAAAGGGCUCUUCUUAAUAGCCUUUGAAGGGUAUAUAUAUGUUCGAUGCAAAUACAUUUUGCAUUUUUCGGUUCUCACCGUAUCCAGCUCCAAGCCCGCCAUGCUCCUCAGCAUGUAUACCUUGGCUCCCCUAGAUCUAAUUUUAACUAGGGUAGUUCUCCCUACUCCUAUUUGCAUCAAAGUGUGCCUAGCUCGUGUCAUAGUUCAGCUGUUUGUAUGAGGUCUCAAUAGCUUGGUUUGUUGUCGUUGGUUGUACAUAUCGCAUUGGCGGUGUUGUAGUAGCAUACAAAAUUUGGAAAAAAGGGGGGUGAUGUACCCUGAGAGUUACAGCUUGUAUUCAAAAUAUAGAAUAAGGUAUUCUUUGUGUAAUUAACCCUUUGUAACUUCUAUCCGGGCGCGGAAUAUAUUGGCUUGGUUUGUGGUGUGA